GUCACUGCUAAAUUCAGAGCAGAUAGAGCCUGCGCAAUGGAAUAAAGUCCUCAAAAUUGAAAUGUGACAUUGCUCUCAACAUCUCCCAUCUCUCUGGAUUUCUUCUUGCCUCAUUAUUCCUGCUAACCAAUUCAUUUCCAGACUUUGCACUUCACAAGCAAUGGGAAAAGUCAGCAGUCUUCCAACCCAAUUAUUUAAGUGCUGCUUUUGUGAUUCCUUGAAGGUAAAGGUACACAUCAUGUCGUCCUCCCAUCUCUUCUACCUGGCCCUGUGCUUGCUCACCUUCACCAGCUCCGUCACAGCUGGACCGGAGACACUCUGCGGGGCUGAGCUGGUGGACGCUCUUCAGUUCGUGUGUGGAGACAGGGGCUUUUAUUUCAACAAGCCCACAGGGUAUGGCUCCAACAGUCGGAGGGCAAUUCAGACAGGCAUUGUGGAUGAGUGCUGCUUCCGAAGCUGUGAUCUGAGGAGACUGGAGAUGUACUGCGCCCCGCUCAAGCCUGCCAAGUCAGCCCGCUCCGUCCGUGCCCAGCGCCACACUGACGUCCCCAAGGCUCAGAAGGAAGUACAUUUGAAGAACGCAAGUAGAGGGAAUGCGGGAAAUAAGAGCUACCGAAUGUAGGAAGACCUUCCUGGGGAGUGAAGAAUGACAUCCCAUCGGCAGGAUCCUUUGCUCUGCAUGAAUUACCAGUUAAACACCAGAAGACCCACCAAAAUAUGAGUUUGAUAACAUUUCAAAAGAUGGGCAUUCCCCCCAAUGAAAUACACAAGUAAACAUUUCAAACAUUGUCUUUAGGAGUGAUUGUUAAAAGCUUUGCACCUUGCAAAAAAGGUCCUGGAGUCAGUAGAUUGCUGUUGAUCCUUUAUUACUAAUGUUCUAUAGAGAAAAAAUAUAUGGAUGUAUGUAUGUAUGUAUCUAUCUAUAUAUAUAUAUCUUAGUCCUUGCCUCUCAAGAGCCACAAAUGCAUGGGUGUUGUCUAGAUCCAGUUGCACUAAAUUUGUCUCUGAAUCUUGGCUGCUGGAGCCAUUCAUUCAGCAGUCUUGUCUAAGUGGUUUAUUAAUUUUUUUAUUUGCACUUCUUUCUAUGCAACACAGGCUGUUUGUUUUACAGUGUCUGAUUACCUUGUUUGUCUAUCGCUGCCCACCCUCCUUCAUCCCCAUUAUAUUUGCCCAAAUGUGGCCUCCUCCAUAGCAGCAGCAAGCAGUCAAGUAGCACACCAAUAUUUAACCUACCAGAUUCUAUCUGU
Myotis lucifugus (little brown bat) is the source of this 1247-nucleotide messenger RNA. It is a transcript of the gene IGF1, whose product is annotated as insulin like growth factor 1. The record is from RefSeq and is a predicted model, not a curated record. The coding region runs from base 161 to 622 and encodes 153 amino acids. Gene Ontology annotation, cellular component: extracellular region. Gene Ontology annotation, molecular function: growth factor activity; hormone activity. The transcript is spliced from 4 exons. NCBI's taxonomy places the organism in Eukaryota, Metazoa, Chordata, Mammalia, Chiroptera, Vespertilionidae.